Molecule: messenger RNA, 2202 nt
Organism: Moesziomyces antarcticus
Lineage: Eukaryota; Fungi; Basidiomycota; Ustilaginomycetes; Ustilaginales; Ustilaginaceae
Exons: 1
Coding region: 1-2202 (733 amino acids)
Biological process (GO): positive regulation of mitotic metaphase/anaphase transition; protein K11-linked ubiquitination; anaphase-promoting complex-dependent catabolic process
Cellular component (GO): anaphase-promoting complex
Source: RefSeq, a predicted model, not a curated record
AUGGACGUCCCCUCCGCACCACCGGAUGAGAUGAAUGGCGAGACCAUCGCCAUUCUCGUCCUCUUCAACUUCCACUGCAGGGUCCAGCUGAACGACGAUGCGCAUGUUGCACGCAAGAAGCUGCUGCUCUUCCUCAUGGACAAGCUGUACCAGACACGACCUCCAGCGCCUUCGUACGCUGCAUUUGUGGAAGAGCUUCGGACAGCGAUGCAACCAGACGAGGAUGACUGUCGCAUCGUGGUCGACUACCUCGAUGGCAUGCUUCAUCUGCUCAACGUACCCGACGGUCUCACCAAGCUCUUCAACGAGAAGCUCAACCGAAUCCUACCAAACUACGAGUCAACAGGCAUGCUCAAUGCCACCGAUAUCUUCUUCGAGCGCCGAUCCUUCUUUGGCCUCUUCUUUCGCCGGACAAAGCUGAUCUUUGACAGUCUCGACCUGCAAGCGCGAGACGAACUCAUGUCGUCGGCACGGGCAUGGAGAGAGAGCAGCACCCUCACGAUGCCGAGCUCUGAUCGCCUUGACUUGGACUCGUAUCAGCUCGCUGAUGCCAGGCUUUGUGCCUUCCGCGACUACCAGCUCGGGCUGCUUCGCGGCGACUAUAUGACGGCCAAGGACAACAUGGAGAAGUUCUUCGACUUUUACGCUCCGGGCGCCGACCGUGAGCUGCAUCAACACACCUUGUUGCACCUAGCUACCUUCCACGUCAGGACCGGCAGCUUCUCGGCAGCUCGAGCAGCGCUUGAAGAGGCCAUCAGCCUAGCCCGCUCUGCCAACGACCACGACUGCAUCGGAGCAUGUGAGAGCCUCAUGCUCCGCAUUCAAGGCGUUGGCACAAGUGUGCUUGCGGCCGUUCCUGGCACCGCCCACAUACCGCCACGCCCUAACCACCGUCAGCCAUCCUCGGAUGCGGUCUGGAAGGCACGGUGCGAGAUUGGAAAAGGAAGAUCGGCACUCGAGGUGCUGCACGACCUCGAAGAGGCUUUUUCACCGGCACAACCAUCUCGGGAUACCUUGGCAGCUUCCGAAGCUUCUUUGGAGCUGAUGGAUGAUGCGAAGCGACGCCUGGGCCGGGAUGCCGUCGCGCAAGAUGCCGAGGUCGCACGCCUCUGGAAUUUCCUCGGGGCUCCGGCGCUCGCAAAGGUGUAUCAUGGGCGAGCGGAACCUGCCUUGGACGGUCGAGCUACAUCGCAGCUGCAGCAAGAGACACGCAUCGAUUCCAUCUGCGGCAGGGCGAAACGCCUCUCGCGCGCAGGUCGCUAUGAACAGGCACUGGCGCUGCUCAUCUCGCCGGCAACCUACCGGGGCAUUUCGUUCAGCCACUAUACGACUUGGCAUACGACCAUCGGCGAGAUCCUGCGCUUAAGGGCAGAGAGGCGGGAGGACGAAGCGGCUCUGCGAGUCUUGGCGGAUGCCUUGCCCUUGCCUGAGCGCGCGCAAGCUGGCUGCGACAUUGAAGAUGCUGUCGGGUCGCCGAGCAAUCUGGUGGAGCUUGCUCUGCGCUAUCUCGAUACAGGAAGCUCGAGCGAGAUGGACGAGGCUUUCGGUCGACGCUUCAAAGCGUUCAGCCAACUGACGGCAGAAGAGGCAGGCGAAGCGUUGCUGCGCAAGGCGACCUCAAGGGCCGAGAGCGAACAGCCGUCACUGGCCUUGAUGCCCACGUUGGCAUGCCUCUCGAUCGCCAAAGAGAUGGACUGUCAGCGCCUGGUGCUUGGAGCCCGAGUCCAACUGGCCGAGACGCUUGGACUCCAUCUCCAGAUGGCAGACGGAACACGGUCGCUGAUCGAGACCGAUUUGCCUGCUUGUUUGGCCAACGAGGAUGCCGAGCUGCGAGCGCGCGCGCAAUGGACGUACGCACGCAUCCUGCUCUCGUGCUCGGACAAGUCGAGCAGCGAAGAUCUAGAGAAGGUGCUCUUGUGGCUUGCGAGGGCGGAACAGGACGCCGACGCUGCCGAAUGCCUCGGACUGCAGACGCGCAUCCUCUAUUUCUUGCUGCGGCUCCACCAUCAUGUGGGCGACCAGACCUCUCAGGAGGAAAUCGCUCUGCGACUCGACCGGGUCGAAAGGCUGUGGACACGCAAAGACGCGGCGGAGGACGAAACGUACAUGGAGCAAACGCGCCAGAUCCUGGACGUCAUCGUCUCCGUCGCCGGCUACGUAGCCAGUGGCCAAGCAGCCGGCGGCCGAUGGAGCGUGGCAUAG